This is a messenger RNA of Vollenhovia emeryi, 8032 nucleotides long. It is a transcript of the gene Tsp66E, whose product is annotated as tetraspanin-1. Gene Ontology annotation, cellular component: membrane. The transcript is spliced from 9 exons. NCBI's taxonomy places the organism in Eukaryota, Metazoa, Arthropoda, Insecta, Hymenoptera, Formicidae. The record is from RefSeq and is a predicted model, not a curated record. The coding region runs from base 314 to 1135 and encodes 273 amino acids.
AGCUCUCGGAGCGUAAUAGUAACCGAGAACCGUGCUCUGGAUAUUCGAUAUCGGGUCGGUUGAUCGAGCCUCUCCCGCGGUUCCGCGUUGCUGAUCCCCGCUCGGCUCGCGCACAAGCCCAACUCCGAGGUAGAGCCAUAAAGUGGCUCUAUCCGAUGACCCUGAUACUUGCCGCGCGCGAGAUGAAGACGUUCGCCCGUACCGUUUGUUUAUUCGUCGACCUCGUCGCGGUAGCGAGCCCGCAGUGAUAUAAGAAAAGGGGCGAGCGAUAUUACAGAAGUGUCGUGGUGCAGUUAAGAAAUAAUCACCGAAAAUGAGUUGCAUGUCGCAGUGCGCCAAGUAUUUCCUAUGCUUCUUCAACUUCGUUUUCUUCAUCGCCGGAGGAGCGGCACUGACUGUCGGUAUCUGGCUGUUCGCCGACAGGAGCUCGUUCACCAAUCUCAUCGGGAAGCUCGAUCAGUCCGACUUUCUGAACAAAACGGACGCCGAUGUCAUCAAGAUGAUCGCCUACAUUCUUAUCAUCGCCGGUGCUCUCACGUUCAUUAUCAGUUUCCUCGGGUACUGCGGCGCUAUGUUCGAGUCCAGGUGCCUCCUCUGUGUCUACGGCAUUCUAAUCUUGCUGGUUUUAAUCCUGGAGUGUGUGGUAGUCGGCCUCGCUUUUGGACUUAAAGGAGACGUCGAGAAAGGUACGCAGGAUUUCUUGAAGUCGACCAUCGCCAAGUAUUAUGCGUCCAGCGGCGAUAAAACUGAUACGGUGACGGUCGCGUGGGACGGUAUCAUGAGCAAGCUCCAUUGUUGCGGCGUGGAGAGUUAUCGGGAAUUCACUGAGAACAAGAACUGGACUAUGAUGUUCCCCGGAAAAGCGGUCCCCGAGGCCUGCUGUAUAAAAGAAAACGAUUAUCUGAAGGAUUCCUCGUGUCCAAUUAGCCCCACCGCGUCUAACUCGUACUAUCAAACGGGUUGCUACAAGGCCAUGAUGACCGCCAUCGAGGAGAACGCGGCGAUAGUGAUCGGCGUGGCCGCCACCCUGGUCUUUGUCGAGGUCCUGGUCAUUAUUCUGGCGUUGUACCUGGCCUGCUGCUACUGGCGUCCACAACAUGUUUAUCGAUGCGUAGAACCUUCUGGCAAGGAGUAACCUCGAGAGCAGAAUGUGCUAAGCUUUCUGCCAGCAGUUCUUUUGAACGCAGUUCUUUUUCCUUUAAGGACUUCGCGAAUACCUCGACUGUGUUUGUACGUGUAUAUUUAAUAUACGUAUAUAACACAAUGUACAAUAUGUAUACAUGCAUAUAUAUAAUACAAACUCGUAUAUGUAUAUGCAUAUAUGCACGUACAUGCUUUCGUGUACUUUCCAACGCAAUGGCGACGCAAGUUGAAUCCGAUGGCAUCGUACCGCAUCAUGCGCUUCGGCCGCAUUCAGUCUCAGAGUUUAUAACGUAACGAGAAUCGAAGGGUUGCGGGUGAAAAGCGAUUUAGACCAAUCGAUGGGGAGGGAUCGCCGAUCACGAUGGCUGAUCACGAUCGCUUUCACGAGUACCACCGCGAGCCCUUCGAUCGCUCGCACGUGCAAAUUUCACCGGGAGUCGCGUUGAGCGGAAAGCGCACAGAGGAUCUCUCAUGAUCUUUGUCGACGCGAGGGCGUUACGGUUAGCGUGUGCCAAAAUUACCGCGUGGUCAAUCGCGGAAUCGGUUGCCAGUUGUCAAGCGUUUCAAUUCGAGCGCUAAAGUGCCAAUGUACCAAACGCAUUCGCUUUCACCGACAUUAUUAACGUGGAAUGCACGUCGUAGUGGGACACUGCGAGCAAAUCGUUCUACGUUUCGACGCUCGUGCAAAAUCUCUCCUUCCUCAGCUACCCUGAAAGCGAAGGGGGCUGAACGAAGGAAACACUCGUUCGAACGUCACGCGGACGAAAAUAUUUCGAGUUUUUACAUUUCCGCGCGCGCGAAUUAUUAAGAUAAUACUCGUCUCUAUCCGCUCAACGCCCACUUGAACGAUCUGUAUCAACACUUGUAUUUCAAAUAUCUCGUCAUCGCCUUGCAAACGUGCUUACUCAAAAUGCUUUCGAACUCGGACCAAUAACGUACAUAUCGUACUGGAAUAUCCUUCGGCCGCUGGCAUCUUUUUGAUCGUCCAAGUUCUCGCACGAAGAACGUGAAAUGAGAGAUAGCUAAAAAAAACAAAUUCGCGGUAAUGAAACAUUCUAAUUGUUCGUAUCUCGGUUACGAUCACCCAUCGGGCAGCUUGCUCUCCCAAGGUUUCUUGAACAUUCGUUCGAUCGCACAGUUAUUUUUCAAUAUCUCGCAUUCCGUCUUGUCAAUACGAACAAAAAACUGUCGCACGAUUUUCCAUAGCUUUUGGUUAUUUUUUUUUAUACAAUAAACGACCGAGGUCGAUCGGUAGUGAAAGUGUUGUUGAGUGCAGCACAAUUUCACGUUCGGGCUCCCCGGCGACGAGGUGAACGCCUCGUCGCGGGUUGCGAAGAGAUUACCGGUGUCAUACACGCGCGUAUUCAUCUGAAAUCACAAUUCAUCCCUAUUAAAGUAGAACCUUUUCUCAAUUUGGAAGGCAUUGACAAAUGGACGUUCUUUUAGCUUGUGUAGACGUAUCGUCGAGACAGGCCUGGUGAGGUGCUGAAGUAAGGAUGAUGAUUUUGAUGGGGUUUGCUUUCAAGUAAGACGGAGGUGAAGCUGUCAGUUGACAGCCGAUCCCUUCCUUGCUGCCGCUUCGCGCUGCAGCGUCUAGUUCUAUCAUCCAUUCUACUUUACAAGCGUUCUUUCGUGAAUUCUAUGAGGCAUGGUAGCUUUGCUCUCCACCCUUGCAUGGCCAUGCUGUUAUAUAUUAUUUGACAGAAAGACAGAGAGCCAGAUGUACGGAGGCAGAAAGAAAGAGAGAGAGAGAGAGAGAGAACGAGAGAGGCCCGAUUGCAUCGGUUACAUGGACGCAACUUGUAACAGGUGUAGAGAUUAGUGUUGGUUUACUUUGAACAGGGGAUUUUAUCUGGAAUGGCAUCAUGGAGUAGACGGUAUCUUGUGAUAAUGAAAAUUAUAAGUGUGCAUUAAUAGUACGAUCAUUAAUCAAAAAGUCAUUAUCUUUAUUUUAGUAUCUAAAAGCGUUCCUCGCCGAGCGCCACUUCCUCUAAAUCGCGGCCAAUUUGAAGUCGAUGUUUUUCUUAACGGAGAACCGAAACUUAUCACGACUUUCCAAUCUUUAAAGUAAUACACCCUUGUAACUGAACCUUACAUUGAAAUACUAAUUAAUUUACAGUCUAUUUGAAAUUAAUUCAAGAAUUAUGACUUUCUUAUCCGUGUCUCCAAAAUUCUUUUCAUUCCUGAUCUCGUCAUCUUCGUAAAGAGAAAAUCAGCCUAGAAUUGGUCAAAGAAAGUAGUUGAAAGGAAGUGCGUUCGGCGAGAGACACAUUACUGAUGACAAAUUAUUAAAAAUGCAUAGAACGAUUAAAAGAAAUGAAGUAUGCAAACGGGAGAAAAGUGUAAAGUAGCGUAAUACAUUAGACGUUUAAAUAUGUGCAAUUGUUGUUUCAUGUUUACAAGUAAUCUAAAUGACGUUAAUUAUUAUAAUUAGACAUUUUUCAAGUACUGCAUAUAAAGACGUUGUUUAUGAAUCAAUUGUUUACGAAUUAGUUACGAAGCAAUAACUAUGAUUGCUAAUAGACGAGGCCAAAAUUUAGAAAAUAUACGAGUCACUAAUCAAAGCGUUCCAUCCAUAAAUGACGCAUUUUCGUAACUAAUACGAGUUUAACGAUAGAUACAAAUGUGGGCGCGGAGAUUUGUUUCUCCUCGGAAACGAAAAUAUAUUAUCGAAUGUGUUUGUCGAGCCAAACGAGUAUGCAAUUGGGCCUGUAAGUUUCGUUUAAGCUUUCAGCGUGAGCUCUUUUUAUUUCACGGUGUUUACUCAUAUCCGAACAGCUAUCGGCACGAGUUAUUAAAACACACGUGGUGAAAUUCUACUCGGAAUUGUGGUACGCAAAGUAACACGAACAUUUAACUAUUUCCUUUCUCCCUUCUCAUUAGUUAUAGUAGCUUAGUCGGCAAUCUAUUGUCUCAAUGUUGCAAACGCUAUACGGUACCUAACAGAUACAUCACAGAGAUCGCAGGAUGAGGUGUCUCAUCUCACGUUUACAUAUGUAAAGAACACAGAAAACAAAAUGCAUUAUUGUAAAUGGGACAACGUACAAUUUCGAGGAGAAGUCCAUAUACCUUCAUAAGAAAUCGAUAAUAUGUAUGUUAGUGUACUUUCAAUGUUUAACACACACUGCUGUAUACGCAAAUCUGUACGUAUGCGCACCGAGCACGCGCGGAGGGCCAAAGCCAAGAGUGCGAGAGCCAAAUGAACAAAGAGAACAAAAAUAUAUAUAUUUCAAGACUGAGAGAAUCGAGAAACCAAAUUGUACGCACACACUGCAACGAUUUGAUGCGGACCUUACGAAUCGAAGAUAUAUCAUUUCCUUAGCGGGAUGCGUGUAUAUAUAUUUAGAUAGAGUAUAUUUUUCUAGAGUUUCUGCGAUAUCUCGGCGCGCGACGUUGCACAAGGUGAGACGCGAAAGAAACUUCCGAUUCUUCAUUCAUUUCGACGCGAGAUCGUAAACGACGAGUUGCGAUCUUUCGGCAAUACGUUCGCACGCGUCGGGUGGUAUCCAGCCAGAAAUGCCAAAAAGGAGAAAUGAUGCACAACCGAUCUUACGCGUUUUCUUCCGUACCUGAACUAUACUCUUCUAGAUUUAACGGCGACGUCCCCACGCGGCGCGGAAGCUUUUUCGAUUACAUCGCAGCGAGCUGCUAGGUGGAUGUUCCAACACUCCGGCAGCAAUGUCGCUGCAUUCCUGCGUGAAUAUUUGAAACGACGUUGCUGCAUUCUUGCGCGCCAACGUUGAAGCAACAUUGCUGCAUUGCGUCAACGUUGCAGCAAUAUUGCGAGCAGCAACGUGCGUGUUUAGCGGUAUACGCGGCAAAUCUUUCGUGCUACGUGGGCGCAAUCCACGCCGUUAUUUGUAAUCGCGGACCGCGUGCUGUACUGUGUGCGUGUGUCUAUCGACACCCGACGAAGGUGAUCUCGCUCGUCGUACCUUCCCCGUGCCGUGCGUGCGCGUACGUACACACGAAGCCGACGGUAAUCUUAAUGCGGACGGUAGUUUUACGAUUACUAUUUUAUCAUCGCUACUAAUUGUUCAUGCCGCACAUUCUAGACAUUUUCGUUUCCAGUGUUAACUUGUUGGUGCUGCUGUUGACGAGGCAUUAAGAGCAUGGAACUGUUGAGUAGUGCCUCCUAGCACGUUGAGCCCUUAGUGCUCCUGUGCCUUGCUUGCUUGAAACUCUAGCUGCUAGCCCAGCCUAAGGCUAGCCGAGAAGUCGGCCAAGACAGAAAAAAAAAACCAAUUCUUUGACGCUUGAGUUGACGAAACGUUUCGGGAAAAAAAAGCAAAGAACAAAACGAAAUGGGAGAAAAAAAGAAAGAUCCCACAUUGGCAGUGACGUAGGAGAUAUAUAUGGCUAGGCGCUACGCGUUUUUCUCGACGGAGAGAACUCAGGUCCGGAGUCCAUCAAUCUUAUAUAUUAUACGGUGUGUAAUAUAUAUGUAAGAUUGAUAAAAAUAUAUAUAUCUCGCGUUGCGUAUCGCAAGCGGUAUACGCAUGUAUAUAUAUAUAUAUAUAUAUUACGAUACGAGGUAUCCCAAAACGUCACUGUAAAUUGCUAACGUUUCGUAGUUUUGCUAAGUGUUUGUAUAUUACAGGAGGUACAAGCGUUUAAAAUGAGAUUGAGAAGCGCGGCCGCGCGAAGACGCGAUUCGACGGCGAACCCACCCAUUCCUUUCCUUUACCUUUCCUUCUCGUUCUCCGGCUCUUGAUCGUCCACAAGUUAACGCGGAUGAACGUCGAUCACGCGACAGUAGAUGUACAUAUGCGCCAAUGAUAUUACAAUAUUUUCGUAAACGUUUUAGAUGCUUGUACUCACGAACUUUGAAUACUCAUGAACACGCGAUGUUUCGUUCGUCUCUCAAAACGGAACACACAACGAGUUACUCGUGACGAGAGUUUGAUGUACUCUUUGGCACAGUUUCUUUUAACAUCGUUUUAUUGCGUUUGGCUAAAACUUUUUUGGUGGAAGCGCUUCUUAUACGUAACACUUGCUAAAAUAGUCUCGCACAAAGGUCAUUGUUUCAUUUGGCGGAGUGUAAGUUGGGGAGAAAACACUACGAAACCCUAACGAACUGUUGUUUACUCGAGCCAUUAAAGAGAUACAUUCACUUGCGAGCGGAUGUUUUAUUUGAAGGAUUUAUCGGCGACGAAGACGAAAAAGGCUUUUCUUUUCACGUAACAUUCUCUGUAACUGAUAAACAAAAUUUUAGUUUUUUACUUGAAUCUAAUAUAUGCUUCUAGCUUUAUAUUUUUCUUAAAUAAAUAAAUAUAUAUAUAUGUACCUGAGUAAUUAAAAAUUGUCAGAUAUAUAUAUCAGAUGUAUAAUUGUCUGAGAAAUAGGAACGGCGCGUCAUUGCUGACAGCAUAGUGAUCGUCGGGAGCAUUUUACAUACGUAUACACUUUGUGAGCAAGUCACGAAGUCAGAGUGUUUAUAUUGAACGUUAAUUCUCUUUUUCUUUAUCGAUUGCCGUGUAUGAAAAUGUGCUGCACAUCACUGUUCCCAAUAAAGGAAGUCAACAGAAUCAAACCUCCUUUUACCUCUGACACAAAGUUAUCGAAGCUAUGUCAAAAAGAGUAUUUUAUCGUACACAUUUAUGAGUCGUGUAACAUACAAUUAACGACGGGCCCUGAUUACGCGUCGCUCGCCUAACAGCGAACGACGAGAUAUCGCACAGACUAAUUGGAGGAUUGAAAAUUCUCAUUAACUCGUUAGCUGAUAGUUAAAAAAACUAUGAUAUAUAGUGAAAUGCUUGUUUUUACAUAAUGUGCAGUUUAAUUUAGAGAUGAAGAACACGUUUUUUGCAUGCAAUAUUAUGCACUAUGAAUAUUUAUAUUUAUUUUUAAACGUUCGCAUAGUGUGUCCGUCAAGUAUCUUAAAAAGUAAUGUAAAGGUCCUUUUCAUUGCAAUCUCUGAUCACUACGUGAAUGCCGAGAUCGCGAGUACCGAUUCAGAGGACACCUUCCCGUAAAUUAUUUCUCGCUUAAUCACGGAAGAAAUAAAUUAAAGAAAAUACUAACGUCUUCUUCCUGUCGUUUUCUCAACGGAAAAUACAUUGACUUGUAUUUUCCUGCGCAUUGACAAACCGCAGGGACUGACUGAAAUCGUCAAGCUCGUAAAAUCGAGCUGAACAGAGAUCAAUAUUGCAAUAUGAACGACCUGAUCCUUAUAACGCUGUCUAAUAUGUAGUCCCAUAAUAUUGAAUGUAUAAAUUCCAGAAAAGCUAUUUAAAGUCAAGAGAAAAGAUAACAGUUAAAAAACGAAAAGCCUAAAACACCAGUUUAGAAAUCUCACGUAGAAUUUGUGGAAGUCGAGUCAAGAUUAAUGUGACAAAGUUUACGUGUUUACUCUGAAAUUGCGAUAAAAAUGAUUAUAAUGAAUUAUAAAGCGCGUGUUGUAGUCGUAUGCUAUGGUACAUGAUAAAAAAAAUUUAGUUUCGCGUAAAUCAGUAUAUAUAUAUAUAAAUAUAUAAUAAUAUAUACACAAGUAUCUUUUUGGUACUAAAGAUACAAAGAAUAUAGGCUACUGUGCAAAAAAUUAUUUUUGAAAAAUCAUGUGAGAUAUUGUAACGAUAAGAUUAAAAAAAAAGACGACAAAACACAAAACACGGCCAAGAACGCAUGAUAUUGCUUAGUUUAAGUUCAAAGUUUAAGAUAUUUAGUAACGUUCAGUUUUUGUUUCGGUGCAAUUACGAAUUAUCAUAUGAAAUAGGUGUAUCAAGAUGUAUUCAAAUUUUAUAUACAGAGACUGAUACCUGACCUAAAAAGUGUAUAUAUUUGAGAUGCGAUUAUUGAGAUAUACAGUUGUAUUCCAAUACAUUAUUAUUAACUAUGAGUACUGUACAAUUGCAUAUAUUAAGAAUAUAGUACGAUUGAUUUUUGUUAA